UUUAUCUGUUCGUGUUCUUUCGCUUUUGGAAUAUUUGUUGGCAUUAGGAAUGAGUGAAACGCGUGAACAAAUUUUGGAAGAAAUUAAAGUACAAGGUGAUUUGGUGCGAAAAUUAAAAGCGGCCAAGGAAGCCAAAGAAAAGAUCUCUGUGAAGCAACACCAUCCCACCACCAUAGACAUUAUCAUCGCGAGUAUUUCGUUUGAAAACAAACAAUGCCCGAUUUAUUUGUAAAUAGUUUUGUAAACGCUUCAAUGCUCCUAAAUGCACCCAAAAAGCCGGGCAAGCGUCGAGGCCGCAAACCCAAAGCUAAGAAACUACCCUCCAUGUAUGAUACACAACAACCGCCUCCGCCACCUACACCCCAAAUGCCCCAAUUACCAGCGCAACUUUACAACGAUUAUGUCAACGAAUACCAACAUCCGUCACCGUACCCAACAGCUCCAGUUGGAGCGCCGCCGCCCCAUCAUCUUCACAUGGCUCCAAGUCACUAUAGUAACAUGGGCUACGAAGACAUGGCCGGUGGCAGUAUGAACAAGAUGAUGACGAUGGAUAUAACAAAAACUGAGCCCAAUGUGGGUCCCAAUAACUUACAAAAUACCAACAACAAUCAAAGCAACAAUGCCAACAGCAAUAGCAUAACGGCAGCGGCCAAUAACAACAACAACAAUGGUAGUCAGCUGUGCGCCGGCUGUGGCAAACAUAUACAGGACCGAUAUUUAUUACGAGCUUUAGAUAUGCUGUGGCACGAGGAUUGCCUGAAAUGUGGCUGUUGUGAUUGUCGCCUGGGUGAGGUGGGUUCAACCCUCUACACCAAAGGCAAUUUAAUGCUCUGCAAAAGAGAUUACUUAAGGUUGUUUGGCAACACUGGCUACUGUGCUGCCUGUAGUAAAGUAAUACCGGCAUUUGAAAUGGUCAUGCGAGCCCGCACUAAUGUCUAUCAUUUGGAAUGUUUUGCCUGUCAACAGUGUAAUCACAGAUUCUGUGUUGGUGACCGUUUCUAUUUGUGCGAAAACAAAAUACUCUGCGAGUAUGAUUACGAAGAACGUCUGGUCUUUGCCUCGAUGGCAAAUCAUCCUAUGCUGAAGCGUCAUGUCAACUCCAUUGCCCAGGACUCGCCGACUGGGGCUGGGGGUGGUGCGGCUGGCGCUGGCCCCGGUGGUAUGAUGGGUGCCGGCGGUGCCAAUGGUCCUCGAACACCGGGCGAUUUGAACAACAAUGGACCGCAAACAGGUCCGGGCAAUUCGCCCUUUGGUGCCGGUGCUGGAGCUCAUAUGAAAAAUUCAUUAGGGGCUUCAAGCUAAAAUAUAACGACUUCCAUGGGCCACAACCAUAGACGGCAUUAUUGGAUGAAUCGUGGACAUUACCAAAGAAAAUUUUAGAGCAAGAAUGACAAAGAAGAAGUAGAGAAUGGAAGAAAGAUGAAAUGAUUUUAAGCCCAGCGCAGCCCCUCCAUAUGUGUAUGUGUGUGUGUAUGUAAGAGAGAGUGUGCGUAUGCAGAAUUUUCGUUUGAAUGUUACAUGUGAGUGUGUGUGAGAUGCAAACACGUAAAUAAUGGAAUUUAAAUAUGGAAAAACAAAAAUGAAUUUUGAAUUUCUGUUUUCAAUUUUUGUUCUCUUUUGCAACGAAGUAUAGAAAAAAAAAAAAACAAAUGUCAUUGCAUGUAUCCUUUAUUUUGUAUUAUUUUUCAAGAUUACCCAAUGAUUCUAGGAUAUAAUAUGUAUUGAUGUAUGUAAUGUGUAAUAUCUUGAAAAUAAUUUGUGAUUUUUUUUUGGUUUUGUAAAUUUAUUUCUUUGAAAAAAAAUGUAUUUUGUUCUGACAAUUACUCCAAAAAAAAAAUCCUUUGGACAAUACUCGAAUUUCUUAAUUUUUUUUUGUUAAUGAAAUGUGCAAUUCUAUUUCGAAAAAAAAAUUGUCUUUCGAUUUAGAAAUAAAACAAAAUGUUGUGCCAAAAGAUUUACUCCUUUUCCCUGAAUAAAGAAUGGGAACCUAAAAAGGAGAGCAUUCGAUAGAAGAAUGAAAAUAAUUAUUUUUCAUUUAAAACAUGAUUUUGCAAAAAUUAUUUUUUUUUGUUUUGUAUAUGCAUACAGUUCUAUGUUAAAUAUUCAAAUUUGGUCAUAAUUUGCUGUGUACAGGGUGAGAUAAAAAAGAACUGCAACAAAGUCAAACUCCAUAAUUUUUACAUUUUUUUUCUUUCAAUUUUAUUGGAUGUAAGCAAAAAAUGUCGGAAAUAGCAUCAAAUUUUAGAAUAAGUUUAGAUUUGUUCGAAUUGGUCACCUUCGACACGAAUUAUGGCCUUCAAACGGGCAUUGAAACUGUCACACGCUGCCCGAAUGUUGCUUUGCGGUAUUUGGGCCAUUCCCGGCCAAGCGCUUGCUUGAGGUGAUCGACACUUUAGUAUUUUGUAGUGCCAACCUUGCUUUCGAAAAUACUCCAGACACAAUAGCCCAACGGAUUGGUAUCUGGAGAUUUUAGUGGCCAUUAUGCGCUGGAAAUGAAGCGAGGAACCUCAUUUUGUAACCAUCCUUGGGUGGUGCGUGCUGAGUGAUGGCGAUGGUGCUGAGUCCUGUUGGAAUGCCCUAGGUCUACGGUCAAAAUGUUUGCGUGCCCAAGCCUUUAUACACCCUCCAGAAUAUUUUCGCGAGAAUAUUCGUCAUUUAUUCUGAUGCCAUGGUCAAUUAAUACGAGCGGAGAGCGACCAUCGGCUAUUACGGCGGCCCACACCAUCACCAUGUCGGCGGCGCUUGAGUUCUGGUGGCCAACCGAAGGUGCAUAUUUUCAGCUGACCUCUUUGGCAAGUAAACACGAUCAUUUUGUUUGUUUACAAACUGCUAGACAACGAAUGUUUUCUCAUUGGAGAAAACUAAAUUCGGCAGUUCACCACUUUUGGCCAAGCGAAGCAACUCUUUAGCUCUUUUGAGUCUAUUUUCUUUCCGAUGCUGUGUAAGUUCUUGCACUUUUUGCAAUUUCAAUAGCUUUACCCCGAGCUUGUUUUUCAAUAUUUGCCGAAGAUGAUUUUUAAAAAUUAUGAACCCUGGUAGAGUUGCCAAAUAUUUUUAUCUUCAAUUCCUCUUUAACAUAAAACUGUAUGCCUUACAAAUUCAAAAUGUAUUUUCCAUCCAUAAUUUUUUUCUCUCCCCCUCUCCCCAUAAAAGUCAUUCUCCCACCGAUAUGCUUUGUACAUUUCCCCACAAUUUGAUGGUAAUUUUCUUUUAUUUACCAAUUUUUUUUUUUUUGUAAACAAAACCCCCUGUAAAAUAAUGUUUAUAUAGUUUAUAUAUUUUGUAAUUAAGUUUUGUUAUAAUUUUGUUAAUUCUUAAAAACAAAAGACUUGUAAAUUAUUAUUAUUUUAUGUUAAAUUAAAAAAAAAUAAUACUAUGUAUGUGUAAGUUAUAAUUUAUAAAAAGAAAAAAAACAACAAUUUUCGUACUUCCCCAGAAAAGAAAGAAAAACAUCGUGAACUUGUAAAUAGUUUAAUUUAAUUUAUUAUAUAACAUACAACUUAUAAUAAAACAGAAAUUAAGAAAAAAAUCCAACUGCCCUUGGCAGUAAAACUAAAAAAAAAUAAAUUUUGCUCAAAAAAAUACUGUAUUUUUUAUAAUGUAUAAUUUAUAAUUUUAGAAAAUUUGUUCUGCUAACUAUAAAUAAUUUUAAAAAAGGAAACGAAUAAGAAAAAAAAAAACAACAAAAAAUAAUAAAAAAAAUACUACGAUCUGAUUGUUGAUUAUUUCCUAAGUUUAGUUUAGUGUGAGGCUAAUUUGUGAAAAAAGUCAUUAAAACAUUAUUCUAUUGAAACCUUUUUAAGAAAACCCCACCCCCCAAAAAAAUAUUCUCUCAUAAGUUAUGUUAAAAAAAUUUAGGAAGUAAUAUGGCAGGCAAACCAUUUUCGCAUAGAAAAGCCUAUUAUUCCAUACUUAGUCAUCUCCAUCUUAAGUUUUUGUUUUGUUUCCGUAUCUAUCUCUCUCUCUCCCUUUCUCCUCAUUAUUAAAAUAUUACAAAACAAAUAAUCAUUAAAAAUUAAAUUAAAUUACAAAAUAGUGAAAAUAUGUCUUACACAAAAA
Molecule: messenger RNA, 4059 nt
Organism: Musca domestica (house fly)
Lineage: Eukaryota; Metazoa; Arthropoda; Insecta; Diptera; Muscidae
Gene: Bx
Product: LIM/homeobox protein Lhx2
Exons: 5
Coding region: 214-1302 (362 amino acids)
Biological process (GO): positive regulation of transcription by RNA polymerase II
Cellular component (GO): nucleus
Molecular function (GO): DNA-binding transcription factor binding; transcription coactivator activity
Source: RefSeq, a predicted model, not a curated record